AUGGCUGACCCAGCAGGAGAGGGUGAUGGGAAGCUCACCAGUCAACAAGCUCUCUGUAUCUCAGAAAAAGACACCACCAAAGAGCCCUGCUGCUCUACUCUAAAGAUGUUCAUUGUGGCAUUGUCCUUUGCCUACUUCUCUAAAGCUUUGUCCGGCACCUAUAUGAAGAGUGCCAUCACACAGAUUGAAAGAAGGUUUGAUCUGUCCAGCUCCCUCAUUGGACUAAUUGAUGGAAGUUUUGAGAUGGGUAAUCUGCUCUUUCUGGCUCUUGUAAGUCACUUUGGAGCAAAGCUGCAUAGGCCCAGGCUAAUAGGGAUGGGCUGCUUUCUGAUGUCCAUUGGCUCAGCACUCACUGGACUGCCGCACUUCUUCAUGGGACGUUACAAGAUUGAUACAGUGAUACAAAGCUCACUAAAUCAAAGUCACAGUUUAAAUCCAUGCCAGGAUUCCAUGAUACACCGUGAUGACCCUCUGCUGUCCCAGGACAUCAACACAGGUUCAGACUGUGUCAAAGAUGUCGGAUCAAAGAUGUGGAUCUAUGUAUUUCUUGGAAAUGCCUUGAGGGGAAUUGGAGAAACUCCAGUCACACCUCUUGGAAUCUCAUAUAUUGAUGAUUUUGCAAAGGCAGAAAAUUCAGCUUUUUACAUAGCAUGUCUACAGACGAUUACACUACUGGGCCCUAUGUUUGGAUUCUUGUUGGGGUCAAUGUGUGCCAAACUGUAUGUGGAUAUAGGAUUUGUUAAUCUUGAGAGCGUGACUAUCACUUCUCAGGAUGCUCGCUGGGUGGGUGCCUGGUGGCUUGGCUUUUUCGUGUCCUCGGCCAUCAUGCUCCUGGCAGGCAUUCCUUUUUGGUUCCUGCCCAGGUCAUUACCCAAACAAGGAGAAGAGCUCGAAAGUCUGCCUAGUUCUUCUCAUAGUUCCCAAGAGGAGCCUGGACAAUCCACCACAAACUCCAUGAAACUGGCUGACAUUGCAAAAGGAUUCUUGCCCUCUUUGAAAAGGCUUCUGAGGACCCCAGCCUACUUCCUACUGCUUUGUGGAAGUGUACUAAAGUUCAACUCUUUUAUUGGUCUACUCACAUUCAAAGCAAAGUAUAUGGAGCAGCAGUUUGGCCAGUCUGCUUCUAGGGCCAAUUUCCUCAUCGGAGUGCUGAAUUUGCCAGUAGUUGCUGUGGGAAUAUUUCUGGGUGGAUUGCUGAUGAAACGGUACAAACUUGGUGUGGUGUCAGGAGCACAGCUCUCCUUAGUCACCUCCAUCAUGGCCUACCUUUUACUCCUCCUGCAGUUUGGAACCAAGUGUGAUAACGUCAAAGUGGCAGGACUCACUGUUACAUACAAUGGGACUCCUGCUGUGUCCCAUGAAGAACACACGCUGUUUUCAGAAUGUAACCAGGACUGUUCUUGCUCUGUAAAUGAGUGGGACCCAGUGUGCUCUGCUAAUGGGAUCACUUACAUGUCUCCAUGCUUUGCUGGCUGCACCAGCUCUACUGGACAGGGCAAAAACACGGUCUUCCAUAACUGCAGUUGUGUGUUGACACCCUCUCCAGCAGGGGGCAGUAUGUCUGUGUCCCUUGGACAGUGCCCUCGUGGGAGAGAGUGCAGUCGCAGUUUCACUUUCUACAUGGCUGUGUCUGUUCUCAGUUCUUUCAUCAAUUCUCUUGGUACUACCCCUGGGUACAUGGUCAUAAUACGGUGUAUUAAGCCUGAACUGAAGUCCCUGGCACUGGGAAUUCAGACCCUUGUGAUGAGAACAUUGGGUGGCAUUCCAGCUCCUGUGUAUUUUGGAGCUCUGAUAGAUUCAACCUGUCUGAAAUGGGGAAUUAAGAAGUGCGGUGGUCAAGGUGCCUGUCGAAUGUACGAUGCUGACAUGUACAGGGUAAUAUUCCUGGGCCUGAUCACAUGUCUGAGUGGAUCCUCUUACUUCUUCAUCGUGGCCGUUAUUGUGCUGUUGAGGAGGCAGUUUGGGAAGGAAGAGAUCAAAGCGGCACAGCAAGCCAGAAUGCUGGGAGAGAUUGAGCUUGAAGACCCCUCAAAACCAGCUCACAGCAUGAAGAAAAACAUCUCUGAUCUGAGACUCACAGCUGGAGUAUUGCCAGAUGCUCAGAGGCAGAAAGCAUCUGAGACAGCUGACUCUCAGAAAGAGGAAGAAAAUGAACGUCAGCACACACAACAAGAUGGUGAGAGACUGACUCCUGUCACUCCUCUGAGAAAGGAAGGAGUUGGUGUUGCUGAGCAGGCAAAUGGUCAGACAGAAAGUCAUCCACACAAGGAGGAUAUCCACCAAGAGAACCGCCCAUCAGAUCAGGAGAUCAUGAACACGACUACAGAUGAGACUCAGGGGUAG
This is a messenger RNA of Chanos chanos (milkfish), 2343 nucleotides long. It is a transcript of the gene slco1e1, whose product is annotated as solute carrier organic anion transporter family, member 1E1. The record is from RefSeq and is a predicted model, not a curated record. Gene Ontology annotation, biological process: transmembrane transport; bile acid and bile salt transport; sodium-independent organic anion transport. Lineage: Eukaryota; Metazoa; Chordata; Actinopteri; Gonorynchiformes; Chanidae. Bases 1 to 2343 code for a protein of 780 amino acids. The transcript is spliced from 14 exons. Gene Ontology annotation, cellular component: basolateral plasma membrane. Gene Ontology annotation, molecular function: protein binding; bile acid transmembrane transporter activity.